Molecule: messenger RNA, 3789 nt
Organism: Octodon degus (degu)
Lineage: Eukaryota; Metazoa; Chordata; Mammalia; Rodentia; Octodontidae
Gene: Pcmtd1
Product: protein-L-isoaspartate (D-aspartate) O-methyltransferase domain containing 1
Exons: 5
Coding region: 122-1195 (357 amino acids)
Biological process (GO): protein modification process
Cellular component (GO): cytoplasm
Molecular function (GO): protein-L-isoaspartate (D-aspartate) O-methyltransferase activity
Source: RefSeq, a predicted model, not a curated record
UAAUUUAUUUUUGGAAACUAAGUGCAAUAUUAGAAAGAAAAUAAAUCACAGUACAUUAUUGGAAGUCGUUUCUACUGAUUUUAUUACAUUUUUAAAUUUAUGAUUUGAUUUGAAUGUGAUCAUGGGAGGAGCUGUCAGCGCUGGGGAGGACAACGACGACCUGAUCGAUAACCUCAAGGAGGCGCAGUACAUCCGCACGGAGAGGGUGGAGCAGGCCUUCCGCGCCAUCGACCGCGGUGACUACUACCUGGAGGGCUACAGAGACAACGCCUACAAAGACCUGGCCUGGAAGCACGGGAACAUACACCUCUCGGCCCCUUGCAUUUACUCUGAAGUCAUGGAAGCGCUCAAACUGCAGCCGGGAUUGUCUUUUCUUAACCUGGGAAGUGGAACCGGAUAUUUAAGUACAAUGGUGGGCUUAAUUUUAGGUCCUUUUGGGAUAAAUCAUGGAAUUGAACUUCAUUCAGAUGUGGUGGAAUAUGCCAAGGAAAAGCUGGAGAGUUUCAUCAAAAAUAGUGAUAGCUUUGAUAAAUUUGAGUUCUGCGAACCUGCAUUCGUGGUCGGUAAUUGCCUCCAAAUAGCAUCUGACAGUCAUCAGUAUGAUCGGAUUUACUGUGGAGCUGGGGUCCAGAAAGACCAUGAGAACUACAUGAAAAUAUUACUGAAGGUUGGAGGCAUACUGGUCAUGCCUAUAGAGGACCAGUUGACGCAGAUUAUGCGAACUGGACAAAACACAUGGGAAAGCAAAAACAUCCUUGCUGUUUCAUUUGCUCCACUUGUGCAGCCCAGAAAGAAUGACAGUGGCCAGCCAGAUUCCGUGGGGCUCCCCCCCUGCGCUGUCAGGAACCUGCAGGACUUGGCUCGCAUUUACAUCCGGCGCACGCUGAGGAAUUUCAUCAACGACGAGAUGCAGGCCAAGGGGAUUCCUCCAAGGGCUCCGCCCAAGAGGAAAAGAAAGAGGGUGAAGCAGAGGAUCAACACGUACGUGUUCGUGGGCAACCAGCUCAUCCCCCAGCCUCUAGACAGUGAGGAGGACGAGAAAAUGGAAGAAGACAACAAAGAGGAGGAAGAGAAAGACCAUAGUGAAGCCAUGAAGCCAGAGGAGCCACCUCAGAAUUUACUGAGAGAAAAAAUCAUGAAGCUGCCCCUCCCUGAAUCUUUAAAAGCUUACUUGACAUAUUUUAGAGACAAAUAAAUCAAGAAGAAAAAAAAUGCCUACUGAUACUCCUUUAGUCUUGAAAAUGUAGCAUUUAUUAGGAGUUAAAAGAGAGAAAUAUUUCUUUGAUCAGAGUGAAUUAUAGUGGGAAAAAGUAUAACUUGUUUGUCAGUAACAAAAACAAGGUAUUCAUUGAUUAAAAAGAAUCUAUCUCUUUUAUAAAAUCUAUUUUUCUUUAAAUCUUGGAAAAAUGCUGUUUUAACUCAGUGAUUUCAAAGUGGAAUGCAACAAUAGUCAAGACUUUGUGUACUAUAAAUCCUUUUCUGAUUCCUUACAGAUUUGUAGUGGUGAGGGUUAGAUUUAAUUUUCUAUAAGGUUUAAAUAAUUGUUAAGCAUAUGUAAUCGGAUUUGAAUUGCAGUUGUUGGUGUUUCUCUAUGAAAACUUUCAUAAGGAAAUCAGACGCUUUGUAGACCUGUUCACCCUUCUGCUGCAGUCGCCUGGCUGCGUUGCUGUAGAUAAAUUCCGGGCAAUAUAUGAGUGCAAUAAUAAUACAAGAUACUGAGUAAUUUAGCUUUAAAAACAUCAGUGUAGUGAACUGUUACAGCCCUGCAACUUGUGCUUUCGAGUCCGCUGCCAAAUGACAUGGGAAAUACUUGCUUCUCUUAUAGAGAUUUAAAGAGCACAGCGAGGGCCGAAGGCAGUCUCUACCGAAUGCAGCUCUUAAUUUGUGUGGGCCUUUUACAUUUUCAGUAUUUAAAAAUAAUGAGACUGUCUUAAUUCUGUAGGACUUUUUCCUGUAGUUCACUGUAUAAAAUAUAUAGUUUUUGGAAAAAAAAAAAAAAUCACUGUCCCUCCUGACCGGCAGUGUAGCGCGUGUGAAGGAGCGGACGCGCGUGGCCACCAGCCCCGGGGCACCUGGGCUCCGCGGAUGCACUUUAGCUCAUGGGACGUGCAGCUUAGCCCAGUAGUUAGCUUCGACGCAGUAGGGCUAAGAUUGCCUACAUUUGCUUUAGAUCUUUCUGUUAUGAGAAAUAGUCACAGAGUUGUAUCUAGAUGCCUUUGUAUUAAAAAUCAGGUUCAGAAUGAUAGUGUAAUCUUUGGGACCUGCCAUCCCACGUUCACUUCACUUCUUCCUGUAGUUUCGUCUCUUCGCUGAAAUCAUCAUGGUUCUCCUUUUUGCCUACAUAUUCAAGUCACCUAGCUUAUCAGUGGUAGGACAGGCAGUAAGUGUCAGGAUGAGCGUUUUGUUUGUCCCAGUAAGAAGGAAAAUAAGUCAUUCCUUGUUGAAAAGCAUACAGUGUAAUGUGUUUCUACUUAGUGUUGACACGGAUCAUACAUUUUCAAAGGGACAAAUUUGGAGCUGUCAUCACCCACGAGCGUCGCCCCGCGGUGCUCAUUCGGACUUACUCGAGGAAGCUGAGCCACGUGAGUGAGAGAAGCACCGCCUCUGGGCUUCAGGGCCGCCUCCAGCCGCGUCCGCGACUGCACGGAGCAGUCUAGACGUGAAGCCUCAGACGCCGAGGGCCUCGCAGUGACGGGACAGAAGACGUCACGCAGGUGCUUGUCCUGUGCCCGUGGCUGAGGUGGUGGCCGUACGGAUGACAGUGUCCCUGAUUUGUUUUCUUAGGUGAAUAUUCAACUGUUAUUAAGAAAUGCCAUAUUUUAUCUACAAAAGAAAAAAGUCAGUUUCACACUCUUGUCAGCUGUUAGAAAUGCUCAUUUGAUUUUAAAUCAGCUGUAGUUUAAUUUUGAAUCCUGAUGCCAUGUAUUGUCUAGAAAGCCUGGGGCGUUUCAUCCUGUUCCCCCCAUCUCCAUUUUUUUGGUUGGCGCUAGUGUUCAGGUACAUAGAAAUAGUCUUCAAUGAUGCUUUUACUACUUAGAGAGUUGUUGUUAAGCAUGUAUUUGAAGAUUGACAUGUUCACACUCUGUCAUUCUGUUGACCUUGGGAAAGUGUACAGUAGAUUUUCAUGACCAUUGCAUAUUUUUUGUCAUUGAAAGGUAUCGUCUGUGUUUCUAAAUGCACUUAUUUUACAGGUGUGACUUUAUCAGUGACUUUAAAUAAAGAGGUAGAAAUAAAAAGUCGAGUGAAGGUUUUUUCUAUUAGUGCAGAUAUAUUGGACUAAGAAUACUUUGGGUUUUAUUUUUUAAAGAAUUUAGGUUUAUUUGUAUGGAAAAUUAUGCCGUAUGGAAAAGAAAGAUGAAGUAAAAGUAGGUGAAACUGGUGGACAUCGUUGUGGAAUUUUAUAGAGACAUAACAGAUGCCAUCUAACUUAGGCCUUUAUUUUACAGACCAGAAAGUAGGCCUCGGCGGCGUCUGGUUUUGCCUCAGUCUCGCGGCAGCUUGUCGCAGGUAGUGCCUAAAAUAGCAUCCAGCGUCCAAUCAAUCCCAGAAUCUGUCAGCAGCACCAUAGCUACCGAGAAAAUAAUGUGCGCCUAUACUGCUAUUGGUUGACACAUUCGGUUCUGAUAUUAAUAAAGAAAAAUGUUACUAAAACAGCAUACAUAGUGGUUAAAAUAAAAUACCAAAAAUGUGUUGACGUCUGUCUGAGCUGAAAGCGAAGGAAAGCCUGUUAAAGCAUUGGAAGAGUUGGAAAGUUGUUUAAAAUAAACAAUCACAUACUUAUGCAUCAUG